This is a messenger RNA of Ziziphus jujuba (common jujube), 2969 nucleotides long. Its product is annotated as cyclin-dependent kinase F-4. The transcript has 19 exons. Gene Ontology annotation, cellular component: nucleus; cytoplasm. The record is from RefSeq and is a predicted model, not a curated record. Gene Ontology annotation, molecular function: ATP binding; protein serine/threonine kinase activity. The coding region runs from base 1135 to 2520 and encodes 461 amino acids. Lineage: Eukaryota; Viridiplantae; Streptophyta; Magnoliopsida; Rosales; Rhamnaceae. Gene Ontology annotation, biological process: protein phosphorylation; intracellular signal transduction.
GGGAAAAAGGAGCUAUAAAUAGGGAGAAAGAGAAGGAAGGAGGAUGAGAGAGGAAUUAAAAGUAGGUAUAAUUUCUUGGUUGGCUUGGCACGAAAGAAAUUUGAGGGAUCAGAAUUUGGUGGGUUAAGAGAGAGAAAGAAAGGGCUAAGAAAGUUGGUUGUAGACAAAUAGAUAGAGAAGACAACGAAGAGAGGAGCUCUGGAUUCCACCUCUUCCGUCCUUGGCGACGGUGGUUAUGCCGCUUGGCUUUCAGGUUGUGCCGGGCUUGGAUCUAAAAGGAUUUGUUCUACUUAAGACAUGGAGCAUGUUUGCUUCUGGUCAAAUUGCUUCCACUAUCGGACAGUUUCAUUCCAGGAAGUGCUUGACUGGCGAUUUCUCAUCCGUGGAGAUUUUCUUCUGGUUUCCUUUGUUAAUUGCACUUAGUGGUCUGUUGCUCUUAAAUGAUCAUAGCAGGAGGCGUGAUGCUAGUUACUCCUGAGAUUGGUGUUGGAUCUUUAGUGCACUUGUACCAUGCAUUGCUGAUACAACAUCGAGUCGAACUUUCUGGGAAAACAUCUUCAGGGGGCUGAGGUCUGCCAAUCUGCGGUUGAAGUCUGCUACAUAGUUAAUAGUAGAUAGCAAUUUGUCGGACCUGUGCAGACAUAUUAGUUCUUGGUUAAUAAUUUCUGUUACUUCUGAUGGGUGCUGUUUAGAGUGGGAAGUCCUGAAGGUUUUGCACCCUUUUCUACGUGUUAUAGAUGAGAUAGUGUUAGUUAAGUUUUACAAUUCUUGGUGGCACUUUCUUCAGCUGGGAUAUCUAUCCUGUUACGUUGAUCAGUCCUUCCGACUGCUGCUUGGAUUAGUGUCAAUAUGUUCAAUAGUACUUUUCCUUACUCGACAUCCAUGCCAUGCCAUUGUUGUCCAGCCAUGGGUUUAGUAAUAAAUAAGGCUGUGCAGCACGCCCAUCAAGACAUGUCUGGUUUUGUGCUUUUGCAUUCUGCCUGAGAAUAUUGAUGGUUUAGCUGGACCAGCAAGGCAGUUUAUAUUCUAUAGAGUCUUCUAAAGAUCAUCUACUAAAGAUAAAUGCCAUUUAUCUUCGUGAGUUGUUAGUACUUGUUUUGAGUAAAUAAAGGAGCUGCUUUGUGUUCCAUAAGAAUGGAGAGGUAUAAGUUAAUAAAGGAAGUUGGUGAUGGAACUUUUGGAAGUGUGUGGCGAGCUAUCAAUAAGCUGACUGGCGAAGUUGUUGCCAUUAAAAAGAUGAAGAAAAAAUACUUCUCAUGGGAGGAGUGUGUGAAUCUGAGAGAAGUUAAGUCAUUGCGAAAAAUGAAUCAUCCAAAUAUUGUGAAGCUUAAGGAAGUCAUCAGAGAGAACGACAUAUUAUACUUUGUUUUUGAAUACAUGGAGUUCAAUCUGUAUCAACUUAUGAAAGACAGGGAAAAGCUUUUCUCAGAAGCUGAAAUCAGAAAUUGGUGCUUUCAAGUUUUUCAAGGUCUUGCUUACAUGCACCAGCGUGGAUAUUUUCAUCGUGACCUUAAGCCUGAGAAUUUGUUGGUUACAAAAGAAACAAUCAAAAUUGCUGAUUUUGGUCUUGCUCGAGAAAUUUGUUCACAACCACCGUAUACGGAGUAUGUCUCAACACGAUGGUAUCGAGCACCUGAAGUGCUACUUCAGUCAUGCUUGUAUAAUUCUAAAGUUGAUAUGUGGGCUAUGGGUGCUAUCAUGGCUGAGCUGUUCACACUCCGCCCUUUAUUUCCAGGUGCUAGUGAAGCUGAUGAGAUCUACAAAAUUUGUAGUGUUAUAGGCAGUCCAACUAGGGAUUCAUGGGCUGAUGGUCUUCAUCUUGCAAGUGAUAUUAACUACCAAUUUCCACAGUUAUCGGGUGUGCAUCUAUCUGCAUUGGUUCCAUCAGCUAGCAAUGAUGCAAUUGACCUUAUUGCAUCACUUUGUGCUUGGGAUCCUAACAAGAGGCCAACAGCAGCAGAGGUUCUUCAGCAUCCUUUCUUCCAGAGUUGUUUUUAUGUUCCUCCAUCCCUGCGUUCUAGAUCAGGUGUUGCUAGAACACCACCAUCAGUUGGAACAAGAGGAUCACUGGAGCAACAAGGAGUAAGAAAAUAUCCUGCCGCUGUAUCUAAUGCAAAGCUUGCAAGCAAUUUUUAUUCACCAAAGUUACAGGCUUCUGUAGGCCAAGGUGUACAUCGCAAACUGGAUUGGCUUAACCAGGAUGCAAAAAAGAUCGAUAAACCUGUGAAGAGCUCCGUCAAACAACAAAGAUUUCGACCCUUUGGGAAGAGCAGUCCAACCCUAGAGAAUAGAGGAAGGGCUGGACGUGGAGUCUCUGAAACAGCCGAGAAGCUGGCAAAUAUGAAGAUUGGUCCUCGUAGGCCAACCAUGCAGCAGCAGCAGCAGCAGCAGCAGCAGCAGCGCCCUCCUCCCAUGAAAGCUGGAGUCCGUUGGAUCGGUGGCGAGCCUGGUGAUUUGUAUCUGAGGCCUGUUCGAGAGGUUCAACCUGUCAGACCAUAUGCCAGAAAAGUUGUGGGAUGAUGAUAAUAUGGGACGUUUAUGAUGGUUCAUGUGCUGAGCAUGCUACCACUGUUUACCUGCAGUGGAUAAUAUGGAUUUCGCAUCAACUUCCAAGUGAAACUUACGUACCUACCGUGUUGGCAUUUAUUUCUUUGUUGGUGAAAGUUUGGAUAUUACUAUGUUAUCCUAUAAUAUAGUAUCGAUAGUAUCAGCAUGCUUUAAGCUAUUUGGAUAUUUUUCUAUGUUACGAUGUUGUCCUAUAAUAGUAGCAGCAUGCUUUUAAGCUAUUUAGAUAUUUCUAUGUUACCCUAUGAUAGCAGCAUGCUUUAAGCUAAGUCUUACUGUGGAUGUAAUCCCUAGUUUGUUUUAAUAUGGGUUGUUUUGUACCUAAGCUAUGUGACGAUGACUGGUUUUAAUAUGUGCUUUAAAGAUCCGGUUACAGUCUAAUAAAAUGCAUGCUGUUUACUUGA